Antrostomus carolinensis (chuck-will's-widow) is the source of this 1505-nucleotide messenger RNA. RefSeq names its product RecQ like helicase (gene RECQL). Gene Ontology annotation, cellular component: cytoplasm; chromosome. The record is from RefSeq and is a predicted model, not a curated record. Gene Ontology annotation, biological process: double-strand break repair via homologous recombination. Gene Ontology annotation, molecular function: 3'-5' DNA helicase activity; four-way junction helicase activity. NCBI's taxonomy places the organism in Eukaryota, Metazoa, Chordata, Aves, Caprimulgiformes, Caprimulgidae. The annotation marks the transcript as partial. The transcript has 9 exons.
ACUACAAGUCUCUUGGUAUCUUGAAAAGACAGUUUCCCAAUGCCCCCUUGAUUGGAUUGACAGCAACAGCUACAAAUCAUGUUUUAAAGGAUGCUCAGAAAAUUUUGCAUGUUCAGAAGUGCAUUACCUUUACUGCAUCUUUCAACCGGCCCAACCUUUACUACGAGGUUCGACAUAAGCCUUCAAAUAAUGAAGAUUUCAUUGAGGAUAUAGUUAAGAUCAUUAAUGGAAGAUACAAAGGACUUUCAGGAAUCGUUUACUGCUUUUCUCAGAAGGAUUCUGAGCAAGUUACUGUGAGUUUGCAGAAACUGGGAAUCAAGGCAGGCACUUACCAUGCAAACAUGGAUGCUAAAUAUAAGACCAAAGUUCAUAAAGGAUGGGCAGCAAAUCAAAUCCAGGUCGUAGUGGCGACUGUUGCUUUUGGCAUGGGAAUUGAUAAACCUGAUGUGAGGUUUGUAAUUCAUCAUUCUAUGAGCAAAUCCAUGGAGAACUACUACCAAGAGAGUGGACGUGCAGGUAGAGAUGACCAAAAAGCUGACUGUAUUUUGUAUUAUGGUUUUGGAGAUAUAUUCAGAAUCAGCUCAAUGGUAGUGAUGGAAAAUGUAGGACAAGAGAAGCUGUAUGAUAUGGUGUCUUACUGCCAGAACAUGAACAAGUGCCGCCGUGUCCUCAUAGCCCAUCACUUUGAUGAAGUGUGGGAUUCUGCGAACUGCAACAGAAUGUGUGAUAACUGCUGUAGAGAGAACCCAUGUGAGAAAAUGGAUAUAACAGCAUACUGCAGGGAUCUGAUCAAGAUACUCCAGCAAGCUGAAAACAUGAGUGAGAAACUCACCCCGCUGAAGUUAAUCGACGCGUGGUCUGGGAAAGGUGUAUCAAAAUUCAGGGUGGCUGAAGUUACUCCACCAAAGCACCCUCGAGAGGAACUGGAGAGAAUUAUUGCCCAUUUACUGCUGCAGCGGUAUCUGAAGGAAGACUUCAGCUUCACGGCAUUUGCUACAAUAUCCUACCUGAAGACAGGACCAAAAGCAGAUCUGCUGAAAAAUGAGGCACACGUCAUCACUAUACAAGGGAUAACAAACAAGAAAAGUGUUUACAAGGACAAACCAUCUCCAUCUUCAAACUCAAAAGGAAGCAGAGAAAAUGCUCAGACUAUUUCAAAGACUGUCCAAGAUUCAUCGGUGAAGAAGUCCCAGGAACAUAAACGGCCUCACUGUAGUUCUAACUUAAAAGCGAAGAAGCUCAAGCUUCAGGCAGGUGGAGACGACCAACCAGUAGUUCUUGAUUGAGUUUGACAGACUACAUUUAGGAUCUAAUCAUGUUUGCUUCUCCAUGGACAAAGCAGCCUGUAAGUUCAGUUUGUGUUUUAGUAAUGGUAUUUUUUUUAAAUAAAAAACAAACAGAGGGGAAACAAGUAUCUUUAAAAUCCUCAGAUCUAGAAAAGGUCGAGCAGUCAGAGGAAAAAUGCUUCAUCUCAAAAUAACCAGCGUGUAUCUUACAAUACAGCA